AUGGCCUCGACUCUCCCAGGAGGUCUCCCCUCGAACUUCAUCCUCACGCCUCAGCAGCAGGCACUGUUGUUCCGCGCACUCACCUCCAACCAACCCAACAAUGCCUCUCCUCAGAACAAUGGAUUGUCCCUGUCGCCGGCUGCCUUGACCAAGUCGCCGGCGCAGAAUGGCCCAGCCAUCAGCAAUUUCAAUGGCGAACAGGAAAGUCCGCUGUUUGAUUACGACUACAAUCUUGACGGAGACACAAGUUAUGACUUCGACUUUGGCACGGACAACGCAGGCAAGAUGAUUGGUGAUCUUCCAGGUACGACGCCGGCGCAGCCUUCUGGAUCGUCCCAGAGCAGCUCCAAGGCCAGCUCUCCUGAGAAUGAGAACGGAGACAAGAGAAGCCAUCCAGAUGAGGACGAUGAUGAGCGAGAGGAAGGGAGCGCCAAGAGACGUGAGAGUGAAGGCAAGGUGCCCAAGAAGCCUGGCCGUAAGCCACUUACCAAUGAGCCAAGUUCGAAGCGCAAGGCACAAAACCGUGCUGCUCAGCGUGCUUUUCGAGAGCGCAAGGAGCAGCACCUGAAGGACCUCGAGACCAAGGUUGCAGAGCUCGAGAAGGCUUCCGAGACUACCAACAACGAAAACAGUCAGCUCCGUGCUCAAGUUGAGAAAAUGACUACGGAGUUGAAUGAGUAUAAGAAGAAACUGAGUCUUGCCAACAGUGGUGCUCGUUCUUACUCAGGUUCCAAGGCCCCUCCGUUUGGUUCUGGAAUGAUGAGCAACCUCAACGAUGUCAACUUCCAGUUCGAGUUUCCCAAGUUUGGCGUGCUCCCUGGCCCUCAGGCAACCAACGGACGCUCGCCCUCAUUUCCCUCUCCGAGCAGUCUGGGCAGUCAGCCCACGCCAUCCGACAAGAACGACACGGCCACUCCUGGAUCUACUAAGAGCCGGGAGAACUCUCAGAGCCAGAGUGACAAGGACGCACUCUCCAAGUUCUCCUCCAUCAUCAACACAUCGCCCUACGAUGCUCUCCUCGGCAAUGCUUCGAGGUCGAGUCUGGACUCCGGAAAUUUUAGCAUCGCGGGCACGAACUCUGGUUCUCCAUCAGCCUCAUCCAACUCCAACGCUGGCCCAAGCUCUUCUUGUGGAACAUCCCCUGAGCCCUUCACACAGUCGCCUCUGGGCUUCAAGCCUGUGGACACAUUGACGACCAUUGGCGAGGAGCAACCCGCUUUUACGGCCAACUCCCAUCAGUUCAGCUUUGGCAACCUUGACAUGAACAACCUAGACUGGCUUGCACAACAGAAUGGCGGUCAGUUUGAUCCACAGCUUUUCGGUGAUUACCGUGAGCCACAGGACAACAUUCUCGCAAACCCGGCCUUUGAUGAUAGCUUCUUCAACGAGGCAUUUGAUGCCGACUUUACGACGCCGUUCAAUAUGGCGCCGACUCCUAACCCGCCGAAGAAAGACAUCUGCGCCGAAAUUGAUGCGGCGAAGGAGCAGGAAGACACCAUUGUCACAAGCGUCAAUGGCAAGUUGCUCACCUGUAACAACAUAUGGGAACGCUUGCAAACCUGCCCCAAGGUACAAGCUGGCGACAUUGACCUCGACGGCCUGUGCUCUGACCUGCAGAAGAAGGCCAAAUGUGGUGGAACUGGUGCUGUCGUUGAUGAGAAGGAUUUCAAGGCGGUCAUGAGCAAGCAUCUUGGACCUUGCCCUGAUGGGAAUGACGCUUGA
Neoarthrinium moseri is the source of this 1722-nucleotide messenger RNA. RefSeq lists its product as uncharacterized. Gene Ontology annotation, molecular function: DNA-binding transcription activator activity, RNA polymerase II-specific; transcription cis-regulatory region binding. The record is from RefSeq and is a predicted model, not a curated record. The transcript is spliced from 3 exons. Lineage: Eukaryota; Fungi; Ascomycota; Sordariomycetes; Amphisphaeriales; Apiosporaceae. The coding region runs from base 1 to 1722 and encodes 573 amino acids. Gene Ontology annotation, cellular component: RNA polymerase II transcription regulator complex.